GAGUAUAUAAAUCCUUUAUUUAUCAAUUUUCAACACAUGAAAAUAUAGAAAUGUUUUUAAAAAUUUAUUUUAAACUAAUAUUAAUUGCUUAAAGCACCUAUUAUUUUGAACACAGCUGUAAGUGACGGUCAGGUGAGAACAGAACAGCUGAGCCGCGUUGCCAACCAUUCGAGCUGUUUGUGCGAACAGAUGCUGCAGCGUUGUUGUUGUUUGCGUGACGUAACAGCCGGCAACGCAACAUGAAAUCGAAUUUAUUUAUGGCUCGGAAGUCAAUUGAUUUUAAUUGCCGCUUUCGUAUAAGGUAAAAUAAAUGUUUAUUAUACCCAAAGUGCUGUGCUGGCGACAAAUCGAUAGCAACGUCUAUAUUGAAAACGACGAUCAUUCAAUUUUUGGCAUUCAACACGUGUGGAAAACUGCAGAACAAGCCCACCUGUGCGCUUAUAUGUAUAUACGAUGGUUUAUAUAUGAUAUGACUUUCAAAAAGUAAACGACAGAUUGACAGACCGUAUUAUAAAUUCGCCAUUAUCUAAGAGCGAUUUCUGUGUAAAUACAUUGCGGGCACUUGGAGGUGAUAAUUUCGGAUCCGCGUAGUGAAGAGAUUAGAUUGAGUACACGACGACGACGAGACCAUGGCGUGAAACGCCAGAUUUUCCGAGAGUCUAGGCAAUAUAUUGAGCUUCACCUGUCCACAUGCAGAAAACCAACUAAGGGCAUCCGAUUCAAGCGCUCUUCGUCUAAUUGUGUUACGUGCCAUUACGUUGUUUAUUACGUCAGUGACCGUUAGAAGGUUGCAAAGAUGAGGGAGUGGCUAAAGAUUUCCUGUCUGUUGUGCGUCUUCGGCUGCAUCCGCGAGAUCCGUCCAUCGGAGCCCUAUGUCACGGAGUACCUCCUGGGUCCCUGGCGGAAUAUCACGGAGGAACAGCUAACCCAUGAUGUCUAUCCAGUGGGCACCUAUUCUUACCUCGUUCAGCUGGUCUUUGUUUUCUUAAUAACAGAUUUCCUGAGGUAUAAGCCGCUAAUUAUCACUAUUGGUGCCACUGGAGUGAUAAUCUGGAGCAUGCUCAUCUGGACCACCAGUCUGCUGUCCCUGCAGAUCCUAGAAGUAUUAUACGGCACCUAUAUGGCCGCCGAGGUGGCCUACUAUACGUAUAUCUAUGCCAAAGUGGAUAAGAAGUAUUAUCCCAAGGUAACCUCUCACACCCGAGCGGCCAUGUUUGCCGGCAAGCUGAUUUCCGGAAUUACAUCGCAGCUAAUGCUCUAUCUGGAGCUAAUGAACUAUAAAGAGCUGAACUAUAUAACGCUGGCCACUCAAAUAAUUGCCAUGCUUUGGGCCUUCAGUUUACCCGCAGUGGAUAAAAGUCUUUACUUCCAUCGGGAGCAGUUGUCCAUUGGGGAUCAGCAGACCCAGUUGCCUGGGGAAGGCAACCUGGAUGUGGUGGAUCAGCCUCAAGAGCGUACUCCCAGACAGCCCGGAGCACUGGGUCUUUUGUGGAAUCACUUCCACAAUGCCUACACCAAUCCGCGGGUCAUUCAAUGGAGUUUGUGGUACGCGAUUGGGCUGGCCGGUUAUUUGCAAGUAACUUACUACGUGCAGGUUCUGUGGAAAGUAAUCGAACCAGAGCCUCUGAUAGCCUGGAAUGGAGCCGUUGACGCUGUUCUAACAGCUCUGGCCGCACUAUUUGCAUUGGGCGCAGGUUAUCUGCACACUGGACGUCUCAGACCGCGAACAUCUCUUCUGAUCCUGGCCCUUUUGUCCGCCGUGGAGGGCGGCUGUGUGCUGAUCUGCUGCUGGACGGAGGACAUUUACUGGUCUUAUACGGGAUUCGUGCUGUUCGGAGCCCUCUACGGAUUCACCAUUACGGUGGCCAGUGCUGAAGUGGCCCGAAAUCUGCAGGAGGAUAGCUUCGGGCUGGUUUUCGGCUUCAACACGUUGGUGGCCCUCAUUUUCCAAUCGCUCUUAACCAUGAUAUUUGUGACGGAUACGGGCUUUGAGCUUGACCCCGUUGGUCAGUACACCGUCUAUGCUUUUUAUUUUAUUGCCGUGGGCGUGCUGUAUCUGAUAUCCGUGCUGAUUGAGUACAUCUGGUUCCGCGAUAACGAUAUCGAGAGGCUGGAGAACUCUCUGGAUUAAUUCCAGAUGCAUUUAUCAAGUUCUUAAAGUCGCCAGUUGCCGAUUUCCGAUUGCCGGCCACAACUUUGUUACUUAAGAAAGACAUGUUCCUAUUGAUGGAAUACUAUUAGAUGGUACUCCCGCGAUGGCUGAUUGUAUUCUUAGAAUAUUUAAGCCGUCUGUUCGGCAAUCUGUUGCCGAGUUCCAAGUAUUUUGUGCAGACUUCCAUUUAUAGAGCGCACAAUCAAUCUCAAGUGUGGCGGAAUAAAGAUACGGGGCUUUAAUAGAA
Molecule: messenger RNA, 2399 nt
Organism: Drosophila rhopaloa
Lineage: Eukaryota; Metazoa; Arthropoda; Insecta; Diptera; Drosophilidae
Product: thiamine transporter 1
Exons: 5
Coding region: 797-2131 (444 amino acids)
Biological process (GO): vitamin transport; transmembrane transport
Cellular component (GO): plasma membrane
Molecular function (GO): vitamin transmembrane transporter activity
Source: RefSeq, a predicted model, not a curated record